Octodon degus (degu) is the source of this 1788-nucleotide messenger RNA. It is a transcript of the gene Tktl2, whose product is annotated as transketolase like 2. The coding region runs from base 4 to 1788 and encodes 594 amino acids. The transcript is spliced from 2 exons. Lineage: Eukaryota; Metazoa; Chordata; Mammalia; Rodentia; Octodontidae. Gene Ontology annotation, molecular function: transketolase activity; thiamine pyrophosphate binding. The record is from RefSeq and is a predicted model, not a curated record.
GCCAUGGCCGCGACCAAUGACGCCCAGCCCGAUGCGGAGACCUUGCAGGUGCUGCGGGACACGGCCAACCGCCUGCGAAUCCAUUCCAUCAGGGCCACAAGCAGCUGCAGCUCCGGCCACCCGACGUCGUGCUGUAGCGCGGCCGAGAUCGUGUCUGUGCUUUUCUUCCACACGAUGAAGUACAAGCAGGCCGAGCCAGAGCACCCCGACAACGACAGAUUCAUCCUCUCCAAAGGACAUCCCACCCCUCGACUGUCGUUCGUUGAUGUGGCGACGGGUUCCCUCGGGCAGGGCCUGGGAGCGGCAUGUGGAAUGGCGUACACUGGCAAGUACUUCGACAAGGCCAGCUAUCGGGUGUUCUGCCUCAUGGGGGAUGGCGAAUCCGCGGAAGGCUCCGUCUGGGAGGCUUUGGCUUUUGCCUCCCACUACAGUUUGGACAAUCUCGUGGCAGUCUUUGAUGUGAACCGCUUGGGACAGAGUGGCACCACGCCCCUUGAGCACCGCACCGACGUCUAUAAGGAUCGCUGUGAAGCCUUUGGGUGGAAUGCUUGCAGAGUGGACGGUCAUGAUGUGGAGGCCUUAUGCCGUGCCUUUUGGCAAGCAGCUCAAGUGAAGAACAAACCGACUGCUAUAAUUGCCAAGACCUUCAAGGGCCGGGGUAUUCCAAACAUCGAGGAUGCAGAAAAUUGGCAUGGAAAGCCAAUGCCGAAAGAGAGAGCAGAUGCAAUUAUCAAAUUAAUCGAGAGUCAGAUACAGACCAACAGAACUCUCACGCCAAAAGCCCCUACUGAAGACUCACCUCAGAUCAACAUCUCUAAUAUAAAAAUGACCUCUCUGCCUACCUACAAAGUUGGUGAGAAGAUAGCUACUAGGAAAGCAUAUGGUAUGGCUCUGGCCAAAUUGGGCCUUUCAUGUGAAAGAGUUAUUGCUCUGGAUGGUGACACAAAGAACUCCACCUUUUCUGAGCUAUUUAAGAAAGAUCACCCUGAGCGUUUCAUUGAGUGUUUUAUUGCUGAACAAAACAUGGUAAGUGUGGCCCUGGGCUGUGCUGCACGCGAUCGGACCAUUGCUUUUGUUAGUACAUUUGCUGCCUUCUUGACCCGAGCAUUUGACCAAAUCCGAAUGGGAGCCAUCUCUCAAACCAAUAUCAACAUUGUUGGUUCUCACUGUGGAGUAUCUGUUGGUGAAGACGGACCUUCCCAGAUGGCCCUGGAGGACCUAGCCAUGUUCAGAAGCAUUCCCAGUUGCACUGUUUUCUAUCCAAGUGAUGCAGUCUCAACAGAGCACGCUGUUUGUCUGGCCGCCAAUACCAAGGGACUGUGUUUCAUUCGCACCAGCCGGCCAGAAACUGCAGUUAUUUAUGCCCCAGAAGAAAAUUUUGGGAUUGGACAAGCCAAAGUGAUUCGCUACAGUGAUGAUGACAAGGUCACAGUUGUUGGAGCUGGAGUUACUCUGCAUGAGGCCUUAGCAGCUGCUGCUGAUCUUUCCCAACAAGGUAUUUCUAUUCGUGUCAUUGAUCCGUUUACUAUUAAACCUCUGGAUGCUGUCACUAUCAUUUCCAACGCAAAAGCCACGGGUGGCCAGAUUAUCACAGUGGAAGAUCACUACAGAGAAGGUGGCAUUGGAGAGGCAGUGUGUGCAGCGGUGUGCAGGGAGCCGGGCAUCUCUGUUCAUCAGCUGGCAGUCACAGGAGUGCCUCGAAGUGGAACAGCUGAUGAGUUGCUGGAUAUGUUUGGAAUCAGUGCCAAACACAUCGUAGCUGCUGUGAAGAAUACUAUAAUGAACUAA